UGACUGAACCCGCCUCCUUCCUCUCUCUCCCCGGCUGCCUCCUCCUCUUCCCUCUAGUCUGUCAUCCGCACCGCUGUUUUAGCAGCCAUUUUACCGUGGAGCGUCGACACAGCGGCCACCGGAGGAUGCCGAGACGGUGCCGUUAAAAGGUUCACAAACAUGGCUGCCUCCCCUCAAGGUCGCAUGAUCCGUCGGCCAUUGGAAUUCGCCACUGAGGAGCGGAAGGCUGUUCACUCCUGGUCCCGCAUCUCCUCAGCAGGGCAAAAUGUCCUUCUGGAUGCUUUGAAGAUUCUGAGCCCCAUGUCACAAGACCUUUCGUGCACUGAGGAGCUUGUGACUUUCCUGCAGGAGCUAAGCGAGGAAGGCCACAAGCCCACCAUUCUGCGCAGCAAGGACGUGUACUGCUACCGCUCCUGCACAAGCCUACCUAUGACCGAAGAAAUGCUCAAGUUGGUCAACAAAAAUGUCAGACCCACUACCAAGAAGAGGAAGAGGAAGCCUCAGGUCAAGAAGCGGGAGGUGCACCCAUCCUGGAACACCACUGAAAGGAGCAACCCAAGGAUUCAAGGGAUUCGGCCUCCAGAGAUGCUGGUGGACCAUCACGCCAUCGUCUGCAGCAGGACACCAAUUCGAACUGCAGAAAUGUUAGAGGCGGACAUGCAGCCAUGCCUCAGGCUGACCAGCAUCCAAGGUCUGUCUGGCUUCCACACGGCCAGACUCCAGAUCCAAACUGUCUGGGAGUCUGAGACACCCACCGCUACCUUUUCACCACAGCAGCGCCCUCCAACACUAUCAGGAAUACCGUCUCAGCCUUCUCAGAACGGUGGCGGGGCGCCCACCAAAGCCGUGGCCUUGUUCAGCCAGAAGAGUCUGUCCUGCCCGAUCCGACUGGAUGGUGCCCUCAUUGGAGAUUCUGCUCCGGUCUUCUAUGCCAACGGUCGGGCGUUCUCACAGACUCGCACAGAAUUGACCAGCAAUGGCUGGAGGGGCAACGGCCUCCACCAAGAUGUUCCAGGACCCAAGGGAUUGACUGGUUCUACUACGAGGCAGAGAAAUGGCUAUAGUGACAAGAAAAAUUUAAGACGAAAAGUGAUAAAAGUGGAUGACUCUCGGUCUGUGGCUGAAGCCUGCAGGAAAGCGCAGAAGAUCCUGCAGGUCAACCUUUCUCCAGUGAUUCAGAUCCAACCUCUCAACCAUGUGCUGAGAGACUUCAGAUUUCAGAAGAAGUGAAAGCCCCAACAAAACUCACUUUCUCCCUUAGCUGAUUUUAGUGUUUUCCAUUUGUCGGCCUCCACCAGGCCGGUCCGUGUUCAUAGAUGUCUUACAUGGGGUUCUGCUGGGUUUCUGGAACUGGUGGAUCCUGACAGAAGUAUUUGACGUACAGCGUGCUUGGAGAAGCACCAUCCAUCAUCCCUAUGCUGGUACGUGUUCACUGUGUUUGGUCGAUGCUACACCACAAUCUAACCACAGUCUGUAACCUGCAGUCAUCCGGCUGCUCAUCUGGACACAAGGUCAGCAGAGAAAGGUCAACUUCUUGCCCUUUAAGAAGGUGUUGAGUACAGAGCUCUGUUGUGAAAAUAUUUAAACCCAAUUAAACUGAAGCGCAUUUUCUUAGAAAUGUAAGUAUUUUUUACUUGUUCUUGCCGCUCCGCUCUUUUCCCUUGAAAGAAGGAAAAAUGAAGCUCUUGUUUGGACGAAAUUAUCUCCGUUUUUUAAAUGACUGGGGAAAAAUAUUUAGUUUCUUUCUUUUUCUAAUUAGCUUUUUAUCUCUGGGAGGACGAAGAGUAAAGGUUGGGGUCCAUCGUAACAUCAGUUAGAUAUUAAGUUCUUCACAAAGUGUUCUUUUGGUUGGUGCAUCAACUGACUGAGAAAUGCAUUGUUUAUUAUAUAUUACUGCAGGGAAUAUUUGAUGUCUCUUAUUACUGAACGUAAAAAACUGGAAACGACCCCAAAUACGCAAUUCUGGCCUUCAGAGGUUUCCAGGUUUGUGAUUAAAGAGAAUUUGAGAUUUAUUAGGACGCUGUUUCCUGAUAAUCGUCCCUGGUUUAUCUGUUUCAGUUUAUGAUUCAGACGGUUCUCUUUUGUUUAGAUGUUUACAGUUUAUUCAGAGUAAUCAAACUCAGCUGAUUGGCUGAUAGUAACACUUCCUGCGGUUACUCUCUUCCCUCCAGACGUGUCUAAUUUUGGCUCGUUUCAAAUGACUCCAGGGUAUCGUAGAACAUUAAGUCAUUUUGCCCCGGGGUAAAUAAUCCAAUUUAAUCAUUAUAAUUGAUCAUAAACCUAAAGCGUUUUAUUGUCGGCUUGUCCUGCAAAUUUGACACGUUCUUGGAGGAUUAAGAUCAUUUUAGCGUCUCCUAAAAAUAAAUUUAUUUGAGUCCACACUGGUUCGUGCAUCAGGUGCUAACUUUUCAUGCUGGUGCUGGCCCAAGACUGUCCAGGUUCCUUUACUUUCUAGUUUAGAGCGGUGCAUUCAGGAGCAGUGGGUUCUCGUUAGGCAUUCAGAGCACUGCUGCCCCCUGCAGGUUGGGAUGAGGUGUUUAUGCAGUGAGGAACCAGCUGAGUCCAUUUUCAUGUCAUCUGUGACAACUGUUUUCUUUUCAACAAAACCAAAUUCCACCAGACAGAAAACAACUUUUUACUCGGUGCUUAUUGUCAGAAGAAAAGUUUCGGAUAAAAAGUUUCAAUCUAAAAUCUUCUCAGCGGCUUUUCCGAAGCUUUUACGUGUUUAGUUCAUCAAACAGUUUGAAAGGUUCAGUAAAAAACAGAAACCCAGAACUUCCAGAUCUCAUUCAGUGAAACAACCAGCAGACCAUCGUGUAGGAAAAGGAAAAAGGACAAAUCUUAAUGAAACCGGAUCAUGAUUGGUUUGAUCUCCAGGUCUAUUACAGAACAACUGGUAAAAAAUACUAAUUUGGUCAAAAAAUAAAAGAUGAGAGGUCCUUUCAGUAAAGACAUCCGCUGCCCUGUUUUAACGGAGACUGCAUUAGUGUUGGGUGAUCACCUUUACAGGUCUCCAUCUGUUCUGGUGAAGUGUGUGCCCCCCUACCCCCCUGCGUUCUGGAUGCAGUCAUGUUCAUGCCCUUUUCUAGACUGUUUCUGUUAGUCUUGUUUGUGCAACAUUUGUAUUAUAAUGUAUUUCCUACAUGAUCUUUGAAAACUUUUUGUUCAAUAAAAAUGAUUUGAAAACAA
Messenger RNA from Girardinichthys multiradiatus, 3189 nucleotides. It is a transcript of the gene ccdc71, whose product is annotated as coiled-coil domain containing 71. The coding region runs from base 160 to 1230 and encodes 356 amino acids. Lineage: Eukaryota; Metazoa; Chordata; Actinopteri; Cyprinodontiformes; Goodeidae. The record is from RefSeq and is a predicted model, not a curated record. The transcript has 2 exons.